Messenger RNA from Benincasa hispida (wax gourd), 1408 nucleotides. RefSeq lists its product as uncharacterized. The record is from RefSeq and is a predicted model, not a curated record. NCBI's taxonomy places the organism in Eukaryota, Viridiplantae, Streptophyta, Magnoliopsida, Cucurbitales, Cucurbitaceae.
UGAAGGUUUGGGCAUUUGUCCAUUUCCCAUCUGAUCAAAGAAUUGAGAGGUGAAGGACCAAGCGAGUGAGAGAGAAAUGGAGGGAAGGGGAAUUAUGAGUCCCAAAAGAUCCCGAUUUUCUCCGAAAAUGACCAAAAAGGGUACUCCACAGCCAGCAAAACCAGCCAAGAACAAACAUCCCAGAAAUGUUACUGGAUCCAAAAUAGAAGUCACUCCAAUUCCAAACCCAACGCCACCAAGGGCAGCCACAAAUCCUAGUCCAAACCACAGCAAAACUCAGUCCAGAUCGGAACCAUCGUCCCCGAUUCCACCUCCAACUCCAACUCCGACGACAAGAAGUCAACCCACCACCCCUUCUUCUUCAAAUACCAAUGUUGUAAGACAAGGUGGACUCUCCUUUGAUAACCCUUCUGUUUCAAAAUCCUUUCAUUCUCCAAAAGAUUAUCACAAAAGUUCUCCGGGCUCUUGGUUGGGUCUUCAGAAAGAUGUCAACACUAGUCCUGAUCCUUCUUCCCCUGCUUCUUCUCAUACUGCUUCUGAUCUUAGUGAUCGCUUGUUACAACGCCUUUCUUUUGACGGUAAAGAUGUUGCGGACAUCCUUCAAGGAAAGUCAAUAUAUGAUAUAAUGGGCUCAAAUAAAAAGGAAGAAACAUCUCAAAGCAUUGAUGGUUUGAGAGUACUUCAAAUUUACAAGGAAAUUGCAUCUCAUCGCCAAGAAAACUUAUUCGUUGAACCUUACUUCAGAAAGCUCAAUGCAUUAUGGGAUGAACUCUCAUUCUAUAUUACUGAUUUGGCUCAAUGUUCCAGCGGCGGUGCAAUUCAAAAUGUUAGUGAGCUUACGGAGAGACAAAAGGUUGUGCAAUUUCUUGUGGGAUUAAAUGAUUCUUAUGCCACAAUUUGCGGCCAAAUCCUUGUUAAGAGGCCAUUUCCGACGGUGGAGGAAGCCUAUUCUGAAAUAAUUGGAGAAGAAAAACGUAGGGAAUUGGUUGCUGCAUUAGAAACUGUGGCUGCAAAAGUAAUCCAAAGCAAUUGGCUUCUUAAAAAUCAAAAUAGUCGAUCCAAUAAUAAUCGUGGUAUUGAUCAAGAAGUUGAUAAUGCUAACCUUGGAUCUCCUAUGUGAAGUUGAAGAUUUUCAGCUCAAUGAAAAUUCAGGGUAAACUAGUCCAAACUAUUGAUCAUCAUGGUGAGACUUCACGAGGAAAAUGUGUUACCUCUACAAUGGUCGAGUCAGAUAAUGUAUUUUACUUCUUCAUUAUGUGUGGCUUGUUUCAAGUGAAUAAGAGUAUUAAUGUGACUCAUUUAUUCGAGCCCUUCUUGUAGAAUUGGUAAAAUAAGUUUAAAAAAUUAGUCUAUAAUCUAGAUUUAUUAUUUUUGUAAAAAUAAUAAAAAAGAAGCUCAUCUCACUUGA